ACCACACAACUGCACAACCAGCACCAAGAGAAAUAAUGAGAAAGAUGAUGAGCACCAUGGCCCUUACGCUCGGCGCGGCUGUCUUCCUCGCCUUCGCCGCGGCGACCGCGCAGGCCCAGAGGUGCGGCGAGCAGGGCAGCAACAUGGAGUGCCCCAACAACCUCUGCUGCAGCCAGUACGGGUACUGCGGCAUGGGCGGCGACUACUGCGGCAAGGGCUGCCAGAACGGCGCCUGCUGGACCAGCAAGCGCUGCGGCAGCCAGGCCGGCGGGGCGACGUGUCCCAACAACCACUGCUGCAGCCAGUACGGGCACUGCGGCUUCGGAGCCGAGUACUGCGGCGCCGGCUGCCAGGGCGGCCCCUGCCGCGCCGACAUCAAGUGCGGCAGCCAGUCCGGCGGCAAGCUAUGCCCGAACAACCUCUGCUGCAGCCAGUGGGGAUUCUGCGGCCUAGGUUCCGAGUUCUGCGGCGGUGGCUGCCAGAGCGGUGCUUGCAGCACCGACAAGCCGUGCGGCAAGGACGCCGGCGGCAGGGUUUGCACUAACAACUACUGUUGUAGCAAGUGGGGAUCCUGUGGCAUCGGCCCGGGCUAUUGCGGUGCAGGCUGCCAGAGCGGCGGCUGUGACGCUGUCUUUGCCGGCGCCAUCACCGCCAACUCCACUCUUCUGGCAGAAUGAUGAUCGACCUUCCUAUGGCAGUAUUGCAACGACGAAUAAUCCGUGGCAGUUUCAUUGCCACGUACGGUUUCCCUUCACUUACUUUUAGCAUUAGCUAGUACUUAAUAAUUCUCUAGCUUGCAAUGUGACAUGCAGGUUACUGCAGCAGAAACAAAAUAUUGCUGUGGUACAUGCAUGGGAAUAUUGCAGUGAGAAAGUACUGUGUGGCAAUAUAGGGUGUACUAUUGUUGCCGCAAAUUUAGUUUUCUUGUUAUGACCUGUUGUCAGGAUGCAUGCAUCGCUGUUGUAAUGUUGGAGUACUUCGUGAUUUCGUUGCAAUAUAUUACCAUGAGCAUCACAUCAUUA
This is a messenger RNA of Aegilops tauschii subsp. strangulata, 1022 nucleotides long. RefSeq lists its product as uncharacterized. The record is from RefSeq and is a predicted model, not a curated record. Gene Ontology annotation, molecular function: chitin binding. Lineage: Eukaryota; Viridiplantae; Streptophyta; Magnoliopsida; Poales; Poaceae.